Molecule: messenger RNA, 1189 nt
Organism: Alternaria alternata
Lineage: Eukaryota; Fungi; Ascomycota; Dothideomycetes; Pleosporales; Pleosporaceae
Product: N-terminal nucleophile aminohydrolase
Exons: 4
Coding region: 1-762 (253 amino acids)
Biological process (GO): ubiquitin-dependent protein catabolic process
Cellular component (GO): nucleus; proteasome core complex, alpha-subunit complex; cytosol
Source: RefSeq, a predicted model, not a curated record
AUGUCACGGAGAUACGAUUCCAGGACGACCAUCUUCUCUCCAGAGGGUCGCCUAUACCAAGUCGAAUACGCCCUCGAAGCCAUCUCGCACGCCGGAACAGCACUGGGUAUCUUGGCACAGGAUGGCAUCGUUCUCGCCGCAGAGAGGAAGGUUACCAGCAAGUUGCUCGAGCAAGACACAUCGGCCGAGAAACUGUACAUCUUGAACGAUAACAUGAUCUGCGCCGUAGCAGGAAUGACCGCUGAUGCCAACAUUCUCAUCAACUACGCCCGUCAAGCCGCCCAAAAGUACCUCCUCACCUACAACGAAGACAUUCCCUGCGAGCAGCUCGUCCGCCGUUUAUGCGAUCUCAAGCAAGGUUACACGCAGCACGGAGGUCUCCGACCGUUCGGUGUAUCCUUCAUCUACGCAGGAUGGGACCCACAGCGACAGUUCCAGCUGUACCAGAGUAACCCCAGUGGCAACUACGGUGGCUGGAAGGCAACCAGUGUCGGCGCGAACAACGCUUCUGCACAGAGUCUGCUGAAGCAGGACUACAAGGAGGAAUGCGAUUUGAAAGAGGCUUGCGGACUUGCAGUCAAGGUGCUCAGCAAGACCAUGGACUCAACUAAGCUGAGCAGCGAGAAGAUCGAGUUUGCGACUGUAGGAAAGACCAAGUCAGGCAAGAUCUACCAUCACCUGUGGAGUGCGGACGAGAUUGAUGCUCUGCUGAAGGAGCACGGCCUUGCCAAGGCUGAGGAUACAGAGAUGUCCGAGACAUGAGAUACACGACCAAUGCACGAUAUGAACAGGCGCAACGGAAACGUCUCUGCAUGAUACACGAGGCUUGUAGUAUACCAUAUCAGGUGAGAGCUAUGUGACAUCUCGUAGCUAAUCUCACCCUGUCACGACCUGCUUUUGUGUAGACUUCCGAGUUUCGCUCUCGUUUCCUUCUGCCACGUGCCAAUCAUCCAAAGCCAUCAUGGCAGCUGCCUGUAACAGGACCUGCUGCUGCCUCGAUUCUAGCCCGACCUCAACGCCUUCCCUGCGUGCGACGUCCAAUCGAAUACCUGAACGAUUCUACUAACCUUCCUACUCACCUCCUCCAGCCCAGUCUCAGUCAUAUUGUGUCACCGCCAGCAUUACCAGUGUCGUGAACUUGCAUUGCUUACCGAUUCAUAUCUGAGCAUUAUAACGCAAUAUGACCACU